Lathyrus sativus (Indian pea) is the source of this 747-nucleotide messenger RNA. Lineage: Eukaryota; Viridiplantae; Streptophyta; Magnoliopsida; Fabales; Fabaceae. The record is from the annotation of a GenBank genome assembly.
AUGGCUGUGAAUAAUGAUGAGAAAGAGCAAACCAAACCCAUCGGACACAAUCAACUCGCUCACAAGAGUCUCCUUCAAAGUGAUGCACUUUAUCAGUAUAUACUUGAAACCAGUGUUUAUCCGAGAGAGCACCCAUGUCUGAAGGAGCUUCGUGAAAUAACAGCAAAACAUCCUCGGAACCAUAUGGCUACACCUGCUGAUGAAGGACAAUUUUUAAGCAUGCUGAUUAAGCUCAUUAAUGCAAAAAACACAUUGGAAAUUGGUGUAUUCACUGGUUAUUAUCUUCUCGCCACUGCUCUUGCUCUUCCCUCGGAUGGAAAGGUAUUGGCUUUGGACGUGAGUCGUGAAUACUAUGAUCUGGGAUUACCCAUAAUUGAAAAAUCUGGAGUUGCUAAUAAGAUUGACUUUAGAGAAGGACAUGCACUCCCUCUUCUUGAUGAACUUCUUCAAAACGAAAAUAACAAGGGGAUAUUUGAUUUUGUUUUUGUGGAUGCUGAUAAAGAUAAUUACUUAAACUAUCACAAGAGAGUACUUGAUCUUGUGAAAAUCGGGGGAUUAAUCGGGUACGACAACACCUUAUGGAGUGGAUCAGUGGUGGCUCCACCUGAUGCACCUAUGAUGGAUUAUAUUAAGCGUUUACGUGGUCAUGUGAUUGAGCUCAAUAAGUAUUUAGCUCAAGAUUCAAGGAUUGAGAUUUGUCAACUUCCUGUAGGUGAUGGAAUUACCCUGUGUCGACGCACCAGCUGA